Astyanax mexicanus (Mexican tetra) is the source of this 2601-nucleotide messenger RNA. RefSeq names its product P2X purinoceptor 3. Gene Ontology annotation, cellular component: plasma membrane; nuclear inner membrane. NCBI's taxonomy places the organism in Eukaryota, Metazoa, Chordata, Actinopteri, Characiformes, Acestrorhamphidae. Bases 365 to 1603 code for a protein of 412 amino acids. The record is from RefSeq and is a predicted model, not a curated record. Gene Ontology annotation, biological process: response to ATP; monoatomic cation transmembrane transport. Gene Ontology annotation, molecular function: extracellularly ATP-gated monoatomic cation channel activity; purinergic nucleotide receptor activity; ATP binding. The transcript is spliced from 12 exons.
CCUAUAUGAACAUUAGGAUUUAAUGGACACAUCCAGUAUGUGUGAGUGUGUGUGGGCCAAGCUGAGAAAAGAGGAGGGGAAUAUAAAGAGAGAGGGAAGUGCUAGAGUGAGGGAGGAACCCUAGCACAGAUUAUCUGCAAAACACACACACAAACCUCCGCAUACACACACUUCAUUUUUUACAUUCUUUUCUUUUCUCUAAAAAUAUUUGAGAGAGGUUUAUACUUUGUAUAUUUGUAUUUUAUGUGUUCUUUUUUGCGUUUAGACAUUUAAAAACACUCAAAGAACUGAGCUUUGGAUUUUUUACCCAGAUUUUUUCUUUUUUUGUGAUUUUUUGUGAAGUUGUUGCUGUUAGUGGGGAAAGAUGUGGAACUGUGUAACGGAUUUCUUCACUUAUGAGACAACAAAGUCUGUGGUGGUGAAGAGCUGGACCAUUGGCAUCAUCAACCGAAUCGUUCAGCUGCUGAUCAUUUCCUACUUUAUCGGGUGGGUGUUUUUAUAUGAAAAGGCUUAUCAGGAUAGAGACACUGCUAUAGAGUCAUCAGUGAUGACUAAAGUGAAAGGAUUCGGAGAGCAUCAUCACAAGAUUAUGGAUGUUGCUGACUAUGUUACCCCUACACAGGGGGCUUCAGUGUUCUGUAUCAUUACUAAACUCAUCACCACAGAGAACCAGGUGCAGGGCAAGUGUCCUGAGAGUGAGUCGAAGUUUAAAUGUCAACAUAAUGAUAACUGCACAAAAUUGAUGUCAAGGCCAGCUUCGAAUGGUUUGUUGACUGGAAAAUGUGUACAGCAAUUUAACAGCAGUACUUCUGAGAAGUACUGUGAGAUCAGAGGCUGGUGCCCGGCAGAGAUAGAUGAUAUCCCAAUUAAACCCAUGAUGGAGGUGGAGAACUUCACCAUAUUUAUUAAAAACAGCAUUCGCUUUCCCCGCUUCAACUUCACAAAAGGAAACUUCUUGCCCACCAUCAACAGCAGCUACAUAAAGAAGUGCAAUUUUGACGAUAAGAAAAAUACCUACUGUCCAAUCUUCAAAGUGGGAGAUGUGGUCCGGUUAGCCCACCAGAAUUUCACUGCGCUCGUCAACAAAGGCGGAGUGAUCGGCAUAAAGAUAUCCUGGGUUUGUGAUCUGGAUAAAUCAGAGGACGAGUGUAAGCCAGCGUAUUCAUUCACUCGUCUGGAUGCAAUGUCUGAGAAAAGCAGUGUAUCACCUGGUUACAACUUCAGGUUUGCUAAGUAUUUCAUGGGACAGGAUGGGACAGAGUACCGCACUCUACUGAAGGCCUACGGCAUCAGAUUCGAUGUCAUAGUCAACGGAGAUGCAGGGAAAUUCAGUAUGAUCCCAACUCUGAUCAAUAUGGUGGCAGCUUUCACUUCUGUGGGUGUGGGGGCAGUUCUUUGUGAUAUAAUCCUUCUGAAUUUCCUGAAAGGAGCUGACCAGUACAAGGCAAAGAAAUUUGAAGAGGUGUCAGAUGCACACAUUGAAAAGUCCGGAUCCUAUUCCAGCUCGAUGUACCGGAUGAGAAAUCAGAGUCAGUUGUCAAUCAGACCUGAGGACAAGUUCUCUAAUGACUCUGGGACCUUUUCCAUUGUGCAGUAUGGUUAACAGCAGACAUCAUGUAUCUCAGUAUUGAAACACACUGUAAAUAUCUGUAACUUAUCAGACUCUACUACUGAGUUAACAUCUCAAUAUUUCAUGGUCAGAUGUAAUAUCUGCCUGCAUGGUCGUUUGAGGCCUACAGCAAUAGAAGCCUAGAGAAAGCUCAGUCCUUGACAAAGUAGCUCUGUAAUUAGACUUGCAUGUUCACAUUUAGCCCAUUAUUUUGUCAGUUAAGUAGUUCAUGUGUAUAUAAUAAUAGAACUUGAAUAAUGUUUAAGCCGAGAAGGAGAUUAUUUCUAAACAAAUUAAGUUGAAAUAUGAUUAUAAAUACUGAAUUGAAUGGUCAGUUUAACUUCAGUAGAUCUUGUAGUUUAAUUGCAUGUGUUGAACUGAAUUAGCACAUUUCUUGGGAUUUUUUAUUUUUGUUUUUAUUUGUCUGCUGAGAGAUGCUAAACAUAAGAGCAAAACUUCAAUAGCUUUUUUAACAGAGCACUGAUGGUGGAAGAUGUCAAAUUACCAAGUGUAAUACAGUAAAUUAAGAAAUUGUAAGUGAUUUAUUUUAAAGGAGGAUGUAUAAUAUGUGUUCUCAUAUUUGUUAGAGCAUAGCAAUACACAAAAUCAGCAAUUCAUUUUAAGUAAACAGAAAUCUAACAUGUAAUUUGCUGUACUUCACUUCAUGAACAAGCAUAUUGUCACCGUCACACAACUUUCCGAUCUCAAAAGUGGCAACUUUGCAGGAGAAGGAAAAAUACUACUAAGUUUUAAAUAAAAGUCAGUGUAAAAAGAUAUACUGGACCAAAUAAUGUCAAUAAUUGGAAAAAAACACACAAAAAAAGAAAAGUUUUUCAUGAUAGUGACAAUAUGCCAAACAUAUGUUAUAUAAACAGGAAAUACCAUUUAUCAUUACAAACAAAUGACACGUAUAAUGAAAUUAUGAAAUGUAUGUAUUAUAAAUAUUUAUUCUGUAGAGUAUUCCAAAAAUAAUAAAAUUCGUUCAUGAUCUA